This is a messenger RNA of Eremothecium gossypii ATCC 10895, 1179 nucleotides long. It is a transcript of the gene ERV46, whose product is annotated as retrograde cargo receptor ERV46. NCBI's taxonomy places the organism in Eukaryota, Fungi, Ascomycota, Saccharomycetes, Saccharomycetales, Saccharomycetaceae. The coding region runs from base 1 to 1179 and encodes 392 amino acids. The transcript has a single exon. Gene Ontology annotation, cellular component: COPII-coated ER to Golgi transport vesicle; endoplasmic reticulum membrane; Golgi membrane. Gene Ontology annotation, biological process: retrograde vesicle-mediated transport, Golgi to endoplasmic reticulum; endoplasmic reticulum to Golgi vesicle-mediated transport. The record is from RefSeq and is marked provisional.
AUGGUGAAGUCGAAGUUACUGUCGCUUGAUGCGUUUGCGAAGACCGAGGAGGACGUGCGUGUGCGCACGCGGGCCGGUGGGCUGAUCACGCUGGGAUGCGUCGUGGUAACGCUGCUGUUGUUGGUCAGCGAGUGGCGACGUCUGUGGGAAGUGGAGAAGCGGCCGCAGGUGGUGCUGGACAGGGACCGGCAGCAGAAGCUGGAGCUGCGGCUCGAUAUCACGUUCUCGCAGAUGCCGUGCGAGCUACUGAACCUGGAUAUCAUAGACGACACAGGCGAAGCACAGCUGAACUUGUUGGAGGAGGGAUUCACGAAAACACGGCUGGACAAACACGGACGGACGCUGGGGAAGGAGGAAUUCCGAGUGGGCGAGACGUUGCCGUCUACAGACGACCAAGACUACUGUGGGCCGUGCUAUGGCGCACGCGACCAGGACCAGAACGAGAACCUGCCGCGCAGCGAGCGCGUGUGCUGUCAGACGUGCGGGGAGGUGCGCGCGGCGUACGCAGAGAUGAACUGGGCCACUUUCGAUGGCAAAGGCUUUGAGCAGUGCAAGCGCGAGGGCUACACGGAGCGCCUGCAGGAGCAGAUCAACGAGGGAUGCCGCGUCGCUGGCACCGCGCAGCUCAACCGCGUUCACGGGAACAUUCACUUCGCCCCGGGCUCUGCGCACGUUGGCAAGGGCCACGCCCACGACGAUUCCUUCUACAAGGAACACCCCCAUCUCUCCUUCAACCACGUGAUCCAUAGUCUCUCCUUUGGGCCCGAAAUUGCCGGCAACCCCGGGCCGCUCAAUGGCCGCGCCAUGGAGGUUCCGAACGGCCAUAGCCACUUCUUUUCCUACUUUGCGAAGGUCGUGCCCAUCCGCUACGAGACGCUUGCCGGCACCAUCACCGAGUCCGCCGAGUUUUCCGUGACCGCCCACGACCGCCCAGUCCACGGUGGACGCGAUGCAGAUCACCCGAACACCGUGCAUUUCCGUGGCGGCAUGGCGGGCAUGACCAUCAAUUUUGAAAUGUCUCCACUCAAAGUGAUCCAGCGCGAGCAGUAUGCUUCUACCUGGACUGCCUUUGUGCUGAACGCUAUAACUAGCAUUGGGGGUGUCCUAGCCGUUGGUACUGUCUUGGAUCGCGUCACCUACCACACGCAGCGUACUCUUAUGGGCAAGAAGACUCUUUAG